CUAAAAGAAAACAAGGAAAAAUCAAGCACGACAAGUCUGAGUGUGUAUGGUGUGAGAGAGAGACCACAUUCAUGUAAUCAUUACCUACAUUCAGAUAUUCCACAAAAAUGGACAAACAUAAAUCGGACCCACACACCAUCAACCCAACCCCUACCAUUCAUUCUCAAUCUUUCCUUUUUUAUCUUCAUUUCCUGUUUCUUCAUAUAUAGCAGAAACCUUUGGGAAUUAGACAGGAAGAGCACAUAAUGAUGACCAAAAACUCUAUCGAAUUCGAUCCUUACAUCGAGCGUAAAGCUUUCGACGAAACAAAACAAGGUGUGAAAGGCCUCGUCGACGCUAAAAUCACUGAAGUUCCUCGUAUCUUCCACCACCGUCAAGAUAUCUUAACCAACAAGAAACCUUCUGCUUCGGUAUCAGACCUAGAGAUCCCUAUCAUCGACUUUGCAAGCGUCCACGCGGACACAGCCUCACGUGAAGCCAUCGUAGAGAAAGUCAAAUAUGCGGUGGAGAAUUGGGGAUUCUUCCAGGUUAUCAAUCAUAGUAUUCCUUUAAACGUUCUUGAAGAGAUUAAAGAUGGGGUUCGUAGGUUUCACGAGGAAGAUCCUGAGGUCAAGAAAUCAUUCUUCUCGCGUGAUGCCGGCAACAAAAAAUUUGUAUACAACAGUAACUUCGAUCUAUACAGUUCUUCGCCGUCUGUUAAUUGGAGAGAUUCUUUCUCUUGUUACAUAGCUCCAGAUCCUCCAGCUCCUGAGGAGAUCCCUGAGACUUGCAGGGAUGCUAUGUUUGAAUACUCAAAGCAUGUGUUGAGUUUCGGUGGUUUACUAUUUGAGCUUCUCUCAGAAGCACUUGGUUUGAAAUCUCAGACCCUUGAGAGCAUGGAUUGCGUGAAGACUUUGCUUAUGAUCUGCCAUUAUUACCCACCUUGUCCACAACCUGACCUAACGUUAGGGAUAACGAAACACUCAGAUAACUCCUUCCUCACGCUUCUUCUCCAAGACAACAUUGGUGGUCUUCAAAUUCUUCAUCAAGACUCUUGGGUUGAUGUCUCUCCUAUCCAUGGAGCUCUUGUCGUCAACAUUGGAGAUUUUUUGCAGCUGAUAACGAACGAUAAGUUUGUAAGUGUGGAGCAUAGAGUGCUUGCAAAUAGACAAGGACCAAGGAUUUCAGUAGCUAGCUUUUUCAGCUCAAGUAUGCGUCCAAAUUCCAGAGUUUACGGACCGAUGAAAGAGCUUGUGUCUGAAGAAAACCCUCCAAAAUACAGAGACAUAACCAUAAAAGAGUAUUCAAAAAUAUUUUUUGAGAAAGGUCUCGAUGGAACGUCGCAUCUCUCGAAUAUCAGGAUAUGAAAAACGAAAACGACAGAAAUUUCUUAAUGAGUUUCUUUGCAUCAAUUAUACUGUUUGUUUAUGUCUCUUCAAUAAUCAAACCAAUGCAUGUACCAAAUAUAAGAAAUAAUUGUGUGUGUCGUUGUGUGUAAACUAUGUAUAUCUGUAUAUUCGUUGAGCUACUGUGUAUUUAAAUCUUAUCACUUGUAAAAUGUUAUCAAGUGAUAUUGACCGCAAAGCCACCGCACCAAUCACCCAUACUGUUCCUCAACACCCCUCCAGCUGAAGCUGACCCUGGGUUCCCACGCGAGGCGCCGUCUGUGUUCAGUUUAAACCAGCCCCCCAAAGGAGCCGUCCAGCAAAUUUGUUUCUCCACUGUUAUCACUAUUUACAGGGUUAUAUGCGUAAUUAAAAACUAAUCAGUCCUUAAUAAAACAAAAGUGGCGAAGAAAAAUUCAAUUACG
Arabidopsis thaliana (thale cress) is the source of this 1789-nucleotide messenger RNA. RefSeq names its product 2-oxoglutarate (2OG) and Fe(II)-dependent oxygenase superfamily protein. Bases 246 to 1346 code for a protein of 366 amino acids. Gene Ontology annotation, cellular component: cytoplasm. Lineage: Eukaryota; Viridiplantae; Streptophyta; Magnoliopsida; Brassicales; Brassicaceae. Gene Ontology annotation, molecular function: oxidoreductase activity. The transcript is spliced from 3 exons. The record is from RefSeq and is marked reviewed.